Messenger RNA from Thunnus maccoyii (southern bluefin tuna), 5248 nucleotides. It is a transcript of the gene klhl17, whose product is annotated as kelch-like family member 17. NCBI's taxonomy places the organism in Eukaryota, Metazoa, Chordata, Actinopteri, Scombriformes, Scombridae. The transcript has 13 exons. The coding region runs from base 1060 to 2949 and encodes 629 amino acids. The record is from RefSeq and is a predicted model, not a curated record. Gene Ontology annotation, molecular function: protein binding.
UUACAAAAUAAACGGUCGGCGCUCAUGACAACCUCGAAAUUUCCCCGUCAGAGCGGUGCUUACAGGAACAGGCAGUGUUGUGAUGCUGCACGUGAGGUUUUAAAUUAAAUGAUCAGCUGCAUUCACGAGACAAGGUCGGUGGGAGGGGGAAGGAUUGUCUUUUUUAUUUUCUAGUCUGCAACAUAACACCAGCCACAAAACUGGGCAAGCUUACAAACAGGAAGAAAUCACUGCUGUCAUAUCGGCACCGACGACGGUUGGUGGUGAGUGUCUCAUCCCUGUCAGACAGAGCUAAUGUUAGCUAAUCUGGUUAAUCCAUUCAUACACAAAAUAAAUAAAUAAACCGUAAAUUAAACAGCCGUGACGUUUAUCCUGUUUGAAUACCAGGAUGUUGAAUGCAUCAGUUCCCACGUAUAUACGGCUUUGUAAAGUGUAAAAUUAUAUUAAGCUCUUCACAUUAUUGAAAACUGAAAUGUGUGUUUAAUUUGUUGUCCCGGCUAACUGAGGUGAGGGGAAGGUUCAGGUUCUGACCAAUCAUGGCGAUUUAAAGAAAAACCCCGCCCUUCUCGCUAGCAUGGAUAAAUGUAUCGAGCGCACUUCCUGACUCUGACCAGACAAAAAGGUGGAUCUUAAGGUCGUUUUGUCUUACGUCAAACUAUAAACGAACAUCCGCUGUAAACGUGUGGGUUUUCGCGGAAGAAACGACUUAAUGUGUGUUUCAUGUGUCCCUCUUCAUUCUUGCGGUAUCAUAUUUCAACAACAUGAGUCGUGUUGUUGUUUUUAACCAGGACAGUUAAAGCUCCACCUUAAGAAACCGAUGUUAGCGUUCAUGCAGGGGUUUUUUUGCAUUGACGUCAACCGCAUUCAGCACAAAACAGAGGCUUUCUUCAUAUUUAGUAUGUUUGAGGCAGAAUAUGAAACGAUAGCCGGACACCGGUAUCAAUUUUAAACCGACGUGACUGCGACAGCUGCUGAUAUAUCUGCCAUCAUACAGAGGAAGACACUGUGUGCAACGAUAACCGCAACACAACCACCGAUUACAGCACUACAAGAUUGUGCAUGUCUGUCCAGGAGCCACAGAGCCUUUUUUGGAUACCAGCCAAGUUGCCCAGAGCGCGGCACAGGCAAGAGCCCGCGACCGCCACAUCAGGCACCAUGAUGGAGGGGGGCAUGCAGCUGCUCAACCGUGACGGCCACAGCAUCUCGCACAACUCAAAGCGCCACUACCACGACUCUUUCGUGUCCAUGAACAGGAUGCGACAGCGCGGCCUGCUGUGUGACAUCGUGCUCCAUGUCUCCAACAAAGAAAUCAAGGCGCACAAAGUGGUGUUGGCAUCUUGCAGCCCCUAUUUCCACGCUAUGUUUACCAAUGAGAUGUCGGAGAGUCGGCAGACCCAUGUGACCCUACAUGACAUCGACCCCCAGGCUUUGGAGCAGCUGGUCCAGUACGCCUACACAGCAGAGAUUGUGGUCGGAGAGGGCAACGUGCAGACGUUGCUUCCAGCAGCGAGCCUGCUGCAGCUCAACGGGGUGCGGGACGCCUGCUGUAAGUUCCUCCUCAGCCAGCUGGACCCCUCCAACUGCCUGGGCAUCCGAGGCUUUGCUGACACGCACUCCUGCAGCGACCUGCUCAAGUCAGCGCACAAGUAUGUCCUGCAGCACUUUGUGGAGGUGUCCAAGACAGAGGAGUUCAUGCUGCUGCCACUGAAACAGGUCCUGGACUUGAUCUCCAGUGACAAUCUCAAUGUGCCAUCUGAAGAGGAAGUGUACCGAGCCGUGUUGAGCUGGGUGAAACAUGAUAUAGAUGGACGCAGGCAACAUGUGCCUUGGUUGAUGAAGUGUGUGCGGCUGCCGCUGCUGAGGCGAGACUUCCUGAUGAGCAACGUGGAUACAGAGCUGCUGGUGCGUCACCACUCGGAAUGCAAGGACCUGCUGAUCGAGGCCCUCAAGUACCACCUGAUGCCUGAGCAGAGGGGAGUCCUCAGCAACAGCAGAACGCGCCCACGACGCUGUGAGGGCGCCAGCCCUGUGCUCUUCGCCGUUGGUCAGUGUGUCCCUGAAGGUGGUGGCAGCCUGUUUGCCAUCCAUGGAGACUGCGAGGCAUAUGACACCAGGACAGACCGCUGGCACAUGGUGGCAUCCAUGUCCACUCGGCGGGCGCGGGUGGGCGUGGCAGCCAUUGGGAACAGACUCUAUGCUGUUGGAGGGUAUGAUGGAACCUCAGACCUUGCAACUGUGGAGUCGUAUGACCCCAUCACUAACUCAUGGCAACCUGAGGUUUCCAUGGGAACACGGAGGAGCUGUUUGGGUGUAGCGGUCCUGCAUGGCCUGCUGUAUGCUGCUGGAGGUUAUGAUGGAGCUUCUUGCCUCAACAGUGCAGAGCGUUAUGACCCUCUGACCAGUACAUGGACCUCAAUUGCUGCCAUGAGCACCCGAAGGAGAUAUGUCCGAGUAGCAACUCUGGACGGCAGCUUGUAUGCAGUGGGAGGUUACGACAGCUCCUCACAUCUCGCAACAGUGGAGAAAUAUGAGCCCCAGAGUAACACAUGGACAGCCAUCGCCAACAUGCUGAGUCGGCGCAGCAGCGCCGGGGUGGCCGUGCUGGACGGUAUGCUGUAUGUCGCAGGAGGAAAUGACGGCACCAGCUGCUUGAACUCUGUGGAACGGUUCAGCCCCAAGACCAACACCUGGGAGGGAGUGGCCCCAAUGAACAUACGCAGGAGCACCCAUGACCUGGUGGCUAUGGAUGGCUGGUUAUACGCAGUGGGAGGUAACGAUGGCAGCUCCAGUCUCAACUCCAUCGAGAAGUACAACCCGCGCAGCAACAAAUGGGUCGCGGCCUCCUGCAUGUUCACGCGGCGCAGCAGCGUGGGCGUGGCUGUGCUGGAGCUGCUGAACUUCCCGCCGCCCUCCUCGCCCACCCUCUCGGUUUCCUCCACCAGCCUUUGACACGGGGUCACUGCUUGGCUGACCUCAGCCUCUGCUGCUACAUCCCAGACUGGCUCUGGGAAGAGACGCAAUUGCUCUGUUUGAGAGGGAGAGGAGGAAGAGAGAGAGACGGGAACGGACAAGAUACAUGAAUGGAGGGGAGAGAGGAGACAGAGGGAAGGUGUGAUUGAGGCUUGGUGAAUAUACAGCACCCUCCAGAAUCAGUGGCACCCUUGGUGAAGAUUUGGCCUAUCGCAGCAAUAAAAAAAAAUCUAAAAAUCUACAAAAAUCUCAAAAGAAAUGUUCCACAAGUAACUCUUCAUUUUUUUAACACAUCAGAUGCUUCCUGAAAAAUCCAUUGAGCUCUUAAAUUCAGUGCAAUUGAAGCCCAGAUAGCACCAUAAAUACACCAGUGUUGAUAGGUGACAUAUACAGUAGACCAAAAUGAGUUUACUCACUCUAUUGGCUUUUCAAAAAAUGCAAAAAAAGGCAAUAAUUCUGCUAACCAUCCUUUUUUUAGAAUUAUCUUCUGUUAUUUUUCCCCUUAAACUUUUUAUAUUUCUGAUUUCGUGCUCUGGCUGCUUUUUGCCAAGUUUUGCGGUUAAUUCUGGACUGGACUGUAUCUAACCUGGAUGCCUGAAACUCCGCUGUACAGCUCCACCCGACAGAUACCAGCUCCCUCUCUUUACAGAGUACAGAUAUUCCUGGAUCAAGAUGUGUGACCAUUAUUUCCCCCCGAGCCUCAUUUCCCACCCACCCACCACUCCAGUGUUUGACACACUAAACGUGAAACUUGGUGGACACUGAAUUCUGUCAUGCGUAAUGUAAAUGUUUUUGGUUUGAUGUUGUCGUCUUCUGAAAGAUUUUUCUUUUUGAUGUCAGGAUUUUUUGCAAUAAUGUGUAUAAAAAAAAAAAAGAGAAAAUGAAUGAUUUUACUUUUGGAAUGUAGCUUUUGACUGGUUGUACCAUGCAUGUUUACAUAUUGGCAUUGACUCCCAACAGGAGGAUAAAAUGUGGUAGUGCUGCUAUACCACACUAGGUGGUAGUAACAGGUAAUGUUAUAAAUCCUUCCCACGCUGCAGGAGAGCAUGGACACCAACAUAGAGAAACCAGGCCCUCACAACUGUAAAUGAGUUUGAAACCUUUUUUAUAAAAACAGAGAAUAAUUAUGUUGAACUAUAUGUAUUUAUAAAGAUGUAUAAAUUCUAAUAUAUUUCAUUUUAAAGAUGCUUAGAGAAAGAAACAGAUGAGACCUAUGCCUAUUUAAGAGUGUUUUAAUAUAUUUAUUUAGGUGUGUGAUGUGCAUAUCAUCAAUGGAGAUGACUAAGAGAAUGUCUACGUGUGAGAGGGAAGGUUUGUGUGCAUUUGUGAGUUUCUCCUGGAUAAGAGGACUGACUGUUGCAUUUGAUAUGCAGCAUUUCAUUUGUGUUUGGUAAUGUUUCCUCACUGCCACAAGCAUGACCUCACGUGAUACUGUACCUUAUAUGUCUGCUACAUUUGUGAAAAAGGCUUUAGUUUCUUUCAAACCUGUUGAUCAGUCAAUCAACAGACAAUAUUGUCUUUAAUCCUACUUCUCAGUUAUUUGUUGAAGGACAUGAAGGUGGAUAUGAUCCAUGACAGUUUAAAAUGACAUAAGAGCCGCAAGUACUGAUUUACCUACAGUAUAGUAACACUGAAUGAGUGAUGCUGUUGAUACUUGGUGCUGUCGUAUUCCCUUUCACAGCAGUUAAUUGUGGUUUCUUGAUAUGUUUCCUCAUUGUUGAACAGGAUCCAACUCUUAUUGAACCAUAAAUGUGACAACUGUAUAAUUAACCACAAAUAUACUGACUGUACAACCUGCGGUGGGCGAUUUCAUAAUGUCGCCACUGAACGUGCAUUGUCUAAAACAAAUGGAUCACUUUUGUCUUUUUGACUCAACUGUGAGUCAAUAACCAUCAUUUCAUGUGUAGUGCAGUGAUACCAUUUUAAACUUCUGAGAAGUUGCCUUUUUUUUUCCUUUUUUUGAAGGAUUUUGUUGAUCCGGUUCUGUUUAUGUAAAUCUAUCAUACUUUCCAUUAUGUGUUCGAGCGGACCCAGUAGAAUAGGAGCUGUGAUUGUCUAAUGGAGACUUUUGUGGGACUGUAAAUAGAAAGAUUGCUCAAGUUAUCUUGAAUCCAUUUGUGCAAUUUCAAUGUGACUAUAGCUUCUGUUUAGUUUGUGUUUAACGUGGUGAUAAUUGUUUAUUUAUGAUAUGUUUGUUAUUUAUGAGGAACUUUAAAAUAUUGAAUUUUGCACUAUUGCGAAAUGGAGCAAUACACUGUAAAAAAUUAAAUAAAGAUGU